CCCUCUCCAUUGUCAUCCCCCACAUACCCACACAAACACACAAAACACAGCCAGCUUGAUCCAAAAAAAUGUCCGAUACCGCUGGAAAGCCCAUCAAGUGCAAGGCUGCCGUCUGCUGGGGUGCAGGCGAGCCCCUGAAGAUCGAGGAGGUCGAGGUGGCGCCUCCUCAGGCGAACGAGGUCCGCAUUCAUAUACUUCACACUGGCAUCUGCCACACCGACGAGUACACUCGCAGUGGCAAGGACCCCGAGGGUCUUUUCCCGGUCAUUCUUGGCCACGAGGGUGGUGGAAUCGUCGAAUCCGUCGGUGAGGGUGUUACAAGCGUGAAGGUCGGGGAUCAUGUCAUUCCUCUCUAUACCGCCGAGUGCAGAGAAUGCAAGUUCUGCAAAAGUGGAAAGACAAACCUUUGCGGCAAAGUCCGUGCAACCCAAGGCCAAGGCCUUAUGCCCGACAACACCAGCCGCUUCACCUGCAAGGGUCAAUCCAUCCACCACUUCAUGGGCACCUCGACAUUUUCUCAAUACACCGUCGUAGCCGAUGUCUCCGUCGUCGCCAUCAACCCGAAGGCUCCCCUUGACAAGGUCUGCCUGCUCGGCUGUGGAAUUACCACCGGCUACGGAGCUGUCGUGAAACAGCCUGGCAUCAAGGGCUCCACCGUCGCCGUCUUCGGCGCUGGCUGCAUCGGUCUCUCCGUCAUCAUGGCUGCUUCCGUGGUCGGUGCCUCCCGAAUCAUCGCCGUCGACACGAACCCUCGCAAAGAGUCUUGGGCGAAGAAGUUCGGCGCGACGGAGUUCGUGAACCCAUCUACAUUGCCUGAGGGCAAGAGGAUACAGGAUUAUCUUGUUGAAAUCACGGACGGAGGGCUUGAUUUCACAUUCGAUGGAACGGGUAAUGUCCACGUUAUGCGUGCAGCUCUCGAAGCAUGCCACAAAGGCUGGGGCGUGUCUACCGUCAUCGGCGUCGCCGCCGCAGGACAGGAGAUCUCGACGAGGCCGUUCCAGCUUGUUACUGGCCGUGUGUGGCGCGGGACGGCGUUCGGUGGAGUGAAGGGACGGACUGAGUUGCCUGGACUCGUUGAGGAUUACUUGAACGGCACGAUGAACGUCGAUGAUUUCGUCUCUCACCACCGGAAGUUCGAGGAGAUCAACGAAGGCUUCGAGGAUAUGCACGCCGGAGACUGCAUCCGUUGCGUGGUCGAUAUGUCCUGAGCUGUUGAUCUCUCUCUUCCUGCCGUUCCGUGCUGUUGCGCUGGCUGGGCGGGAGGUUGAACGUUGAACGUCGGAGGUUUGCACGAGUUAUCCGUGUAUGUAGCAGUGCGCAGUUUGUAUUUUUUGUCGAAUGAUCAAAGGAAGACAUUGUUGUAGCAAGUUGAGCGAGAUAUCCA
Stereum hirsutum FP-91666 SS1 is the source of this 1384-nucleotide messenger RNA. Its product is annotated as class III ADH enzyme. Gene Ontology annotation, biological process: formaldehyde catabolic process. Bases 69 to 1208 code for a protein of 379 amino acids. The record is from RefSeq and is a predicted model, not a curated record. Gene Ontology annotation, cellular component: cytosol. Gene Ontology annotation, molecular function: zinc ion binding; S-(hydroxymethyl)glutathione dehydrogenase [NAD(P)+] activity. Lineage: Eukaryota; Fungi; Basidiomycota; Agaricomycetes; Russulales; Stereaceae. The transcript is spliced from 11 exons.